UUAAAGAAGAAGUAAACAACAUUUGUUUCUUGAACUAAACAUGAUUUACAAUUGCAUAUUAAUUGUAUUAACUUUAAUACCUCAAUUUCAUGCUUCUCUUGAAGGUGUUUGUGAUAAAGAUGUGAAAGGCUGUGAACUUAAAACAAGAUAUAUAUUAUAUGACGUUAAUCCUCCUGAAGGAUUCAAUUUACGUCGUGAUGUUUACCUUAGGUAUGGAAUAUUCGUUCAUAAACUUGUACAAAACAAUGACAUCAAUGUAAAACUUGUACUCCCACCAUGGUCGAGGAUGUUUCAUUGGAAGAGAUCAGAAGAGCCAGAGCAUUUACCUUGGGGCUUGUUCUUUGAUAUUGACAGCAUGCAGAAGUUUGCCCCAGUCAUUGAAUUGUACACAUUCUUCAAUGAAUUAAAACCCACUUAUGGAGAUGUUAUUAUUGAUGAGGUUUACAUCUUGCAGCAUUAUCAAGAUAUGUUCACAAGUGGGAAUUUUGAAGAUAAAAUGUCCAUUGAAGAUUGCAAUGAGCAAAUUAGCACCAACUUCUUCCAUUAUGACAAUAUUACUUCACACAAUAUCAAGUGUUUAUCAUUCCAUGGAUUUACAUCACAAUUGAGUUCUCUUGUUCACAAAUCUGAAGCUCAGACCAUUCUCUUCGAUCACGCUGAAGUACCUUUACAUGAUAGAUUCGGUGAUAGAACUUAUUGGGAAUGCAGACGAAGCAUGCGAUUCAAUAAAGAACUGAUCUUCAUAGCUAACGAAUUUAGGAGACAAUUCCUUAACUCGAUGGAUGAAAAAGACGGAACUAUAUUACCUGAUGAUUGGCGGAAUGAAAAAUUGAGGAGAAAUGCAUUGGGAGGUCCUUAUUUGAGUGUGCAUUUGAGAAGACGUGAUUUUGUUUGGGGAAGACCGAAGCAUGUUCCAAAUAUAAAAAAUGCGGCGAAUCAAAUUCAAGAGAAAUUACAUCAUUUACAAUUGGAUAAUGUUUUCAUAGCCACUGACGCUUCAAAUAAAGAAUAUGAAGAAUUGAAAGAACAUCUUUCUAACUUCAACGUCUUCAAAUAUAAUCCAAACAAAGAAGUUAAAAAGAAAUAUAAGGAUGGAGGUGUUGCUAUAAUUGAGCAAAUAAUUUGUUCAUAUGCAAGAUACUUUAUGGGAACGUACGAAAGCACGUUUUCCUUUAGAAUCCAGGAGGAACGUGAAAUUUUGGGUUUUCCCGAAUCGACAACGUUCAAUCGGCUUUGCGGAAAUGAAGAGCCCAAUUGCGAGAAGACCUCGAUGUGGAGAAUCGAGUAUUAACUCAAAAUAACUGAACACGUAUUAACAGUACCAUAAAAUUCUUAUUUAUUAAAUAUAUCAUGUAAUAAAAUAUAU
Nicrophorus vespilloides is the source of this 1366-nucleotide messenger RNA. Its product is annotated as GDP-fucose protein O-fucosyltransferase 2. Gene Ontology annotation, biological process: protein O-linked glycosylation via fucose. Gene Ontology annotation, molecular function: peptide-O-fucosyltransferase activity. Lineage: Eukaryota; Metazoa; Arthropoda; Insecta; Coleoptera; Silphidae. The coding region runs from base 41 to 1291 and encodes 416 amino acids. The transcript has 5 exons. The record is from RefSeq and is a predicted model, not a curated record.